Molecule: messenger RNA, 827 nt
Organism: Hyposmocoma kahamanoa
Lineage: Eukaryota; Metazoa; Arthropoda; Insecta; Lepidoptera; Cosmopterigidae
Exons: 5
Coding region: 15-827 (270 amino acids)
Source: RefSeq, a predicted model, not a curated record
UAGGCAACUUAAAUAUGAUGUGUGACAUGGUCGGGUUUUAUAUAGAACUCGGCUGUAGUCCGGACUACAUGUAUGGUAACAGAACGGGAUGUCCAAGAGUCUUCACCUGUCCCGCAUUUUAUUCCGAUUCUCAAAAAUGUUACUAUAGGGGGGUAGCCUACGACGUCGGUGCAACAAUUCUACAAUCAGAGAUCAAAAACCCGUGUUCCCGAUCGUGCAAGUGUCUGAGGAACUACAACGAGUUGCCCCACUUCGAAUGUGCCACUGUCGAUUGUCCCUACUUGCCGGGUUUCGACAACAAAGAUUGCAUCCUUACUUACGAUUCGUUGGACGCCUGUUGCGCUGCUAGCUCUAUCUGUGAUACAAGGACCUUAUCAUCCUUAAAAACCUGUGAAUUAAACGAUAUCAUUUAUCGAGAAGGCGAAUCUUUUGAACCUUUAGACCGACGCAAGAUAUGCCUGUGCUGGGCACAAUGGGACGGAGGUAUUGACAAUCCGAAAAAUUGUCGCGACGUCAACUGCGGCCUCGAAUUAUACUACCAGAACAAAAUCGCGCAGAAAUGUGCUCCUAUUUUCCACGGGAAAAGUAUUGGAUGCCCUAUUGAUUUCCAGUGUUAUUCAGAUCUCAUGAAGGUUAAAUCAAACAACGAAACAGGCACAUCUGAAAAGUGUGUGUUCGGCCAUCUCUCCAUACCAGUCGGCGACGACAUACUACACGACUCAGGUCGGCAACGAAUCGGCUUCGUGCAAUUUCCGAUUGCGCCCGUACGCAUGCUGACGAAGGAUGAUCCUGGUUUAGAAGAAACAACCGGUGCGACGGCGCGCUAA